Molecule: messenger RNA, 806 nt
Organism: Topomyia yanbarensis
Lineage: Eukaryota; Metazoa; Arthropoda; Insecta; Diptera; Culicidae
Product: EEF1A lysine methyltransferase 2
Exons: 2
Coding region: 115-789 (224 amino acids)
Biological process (GO): peptidyl-lysine dimethylation; peptidyl-lysine monomethylation
Cellular component (GO): cytoplasm
Molecular function (GO): protein-lysine N-methyltransferase activity
Source: RefSeq, a predicted model, not a curated record
GUCAUCGCAUGAUGUUGCGUUUGAAGCAGAACCGGCAAGUUUAGGAUUGUUUGUGUAGACUCGGCUAGGUUUUCAUUUGUUAUAGUUUAGUUUACAAGAAUUACGUUAAAAGCUAUGGUUGAUAGUCCGGUAGAAGAGCUAGAGAGUUCGGAGUUAGGCACUAAAGAAUACUGGGAGACGAGCUACGAAACGGAAAUUCAAAACUACAAAAGCCAUGGGGACGUCGGGGAAGUCUGGUUCGACGAAGAUAGUCAACUUAGAAUUAUCAAAUGGAUCGAAAAGCAAGAAGCUUUAAUAUGUCAAGAUGACGCUAUCAUUGAUUUGGGCUGCGGAAACGGUAUGAUGUUAGUGGAACUAGCUCGGGAAGGUUACAGUGAUCUUACCGGAGUAGAUUAUUCACCUAGAGCGAUUGAGCUUGCCCAAGCAAUAUGUACAGAUCAAGAUAUGUGUAUCACCUACAAAGUGGUUGAUUUACUGGAUAGAACAGAUGUGAUGACCCUGGGUAAAUUCAAAAUCGUUCACGAUAAGGGCACCUAUGAUGCAAUUAGUUUACAUCCGGAGGAUUCGAAAUCCAUGCGGGAAAGCUACAUGCAAAGCGUUGAUCAGCUGCUGAAAGACGACGGAUUGUUUAUUCUUACCUCCUGCAACUGGACUCAGCUGGAGCUGGUGAAAAGCUUCGAGAAGCAUUUUAGUUUAUACCAGGUUAUUCCGACACCCUCGUUUACAUUCGGCGGUACCGUGGGUAAUGUGGUUACUUCCGUUGUAUUCAGUAAAAAAACUAAGCAAUAAAGCUUUAUGAGUUUUAA